Molecule: messenger RNA, 2748 nt
Organism: Micromonas pusilla CCMP1545
Lineage: Eukaryota; Viridiplantae; Chlorophyta; Mamiellophyceae; Mamiellales; Mamiellaceae
Exons: 2
Coding region: 49-2748 (899 amino acids)
Cellular component (GO): protein folding chaperone complex
Molecular function (GO): protein binding
Source: RefSeq, a predicted model, not a curated record
CGAGCGCCGAGGGAGGAGAGCGACCGUGCCGCAGGGUCGCCCGCCGUCAUGACCGCGUCCGGGGAGAUACCCGGGUACGGGAAAGGGAACCUCCCGCCGAACAUCGCGGACGCGGAGGGGUUCCUGGACGAGGUCGAGGACGUCAGCCGCCUGAUCGAAGGCUUACACAGCGGGAAGAUCAGCGCGGAGUACGUCGACAAGCGGAUCGCGGAGAAGGCCGCGGAGGAGGAGACCGCGGCGAAGAAGGAGAAGGAGAAUGAAGAAGACGCGGAGAAGCGGAAGUACGAGAACCUUCCGGAGGAGAAGAAGAAGGAGGUCAAGCAAAAGGUCGACGAGAUGAUCCGCGAGAAGGAACGCCGCGAGCGCGCGCGCGAGCGGUUCGCCGCGUACCAAGCCGCGAACGGGGACUCGUCGUCGUCGUCGUCGUCCGCGCGGAAAGGCACCGAUUACGGCGCGUGGGACCUGUGGACGCCGAGCGACGACGAGGACGACCCGUGGAUGAGUUACACGCCGAACAACCCCGCGUUUAAGGCGAUGGAGGCGGACAUCGACAAGCGGCACGCGCGGCAGGUGGAGCGGCGGCAGACGGCGUAUCGAAAGAGAGAGGAAGGGAACGCGUUGUUCAAGGCGGGGCAACACGCGGAGGCGCUGAAGACGUACGAAGCCGGGUUAGACGCGGACAAACGGUCCGUGGAGCUGCACGGGAACGCCGCGAUGGCGGCGCUGAAGUGCGCGUGCUUCGUGCAGUGCAUCGAGCACUGCGACAAGGCGAUCGAAAUUUGCGAUUUCCUCCUCGAGGACCCGAAGCACGCGACGGCGAUCAAGUGCCUGCAACGCCGAGCGACGGCGCGGCUGGCGCUGAAGCACUACAUCGACGCGGUGAAGGACCUCACGAAGGCGAAGGAGCGCGACCCGGGGAAUAAGGAGAUCGCGAAGCAGCUUCUCACCGCGGAGGUGAUGUACGACGAGGCGAGGAAAGAAGCGGAGGUCGAGCGCGGGAUGCGAAGAGCGGGCGAGGGAAAAGCCGGCGAAGUCGACGGGACGGAUUUUAACACCCUGCGGACGCUCGAGUCGCUGUUUAAAACCGUCGGCGCGGAGAUUAAGGAAGGCGACGCCGGCGCGCCGUCGGCCUCCACCGCGGUCGACUACGCGAAGCUCGAAAAGCUGUUGGAGAGCUCCGAGGCGUGCCGAGUCUACGCGCGCGCGGGCGAAGGCGUCGGCAUCGCGAAGCUCCUGCGCGAGGUCGCGGUCGUCUCGAUGGGCAAACCGGGCCACCUCGGUCGCGGGUUAGGCCCGAUACGCGCGCUUCGCGCGGCGUGCCUCUCGGAACAAAACGUCGACGCGCUGAUGAACAUGGACGGUCUGGACAUCGUCGUCGGGUUUUUGACCUCGAGUUGGAACGCGGGAAAGCGAGAGAUGAGCGUGAUGAAAGAUUCCCAAGUCGCCGGCGGCGGUGCCGCGAGGAAAGCGUCGUGCGCGGCCGCGUUCCUCCUGCACACGUGCUCCGCGGAGGACGCGCCGCGACGACGAAUCGCGAACGCGCUGUCCUCGGACGUGUCCCCGCACGGACCGAUCAACGCGUGCGUGGAGAUGCUUCGGUUGGCGUCGAACUCGUCGGACGACGUCGGACAACGUCAGACACCGUCGGACGCGGAUCGCGUCGUCGCCGCGCACGCGCUGUCGCUGCUCGGGAACUGCGCGCUGGAGACGAAGACGAAGGUGGCGCUGAGGGCGUGCUGCGAGGUCGCGAAUACGACGGUCCCGGGGAUCAUCACUCCGGUGUUGACGUGCGGCGUCUCCGCGCUGUCGGAGAGAGCCGCGGCGUUGUUGGGUAACUUGUGCGGCGACGCGGACAUUCGCGGGCAGCUCGCGAACGACGCGCGCGCGAUCAAGGCGCUCGUGUCGCUGCUUCCCGCGUCGGACGCGGCGUCGAAGGCGGGCAAAGCGACCGCGGCCGCGACCGCGGCCGGCGGCGGCGUCGCCGGGCUCGGCGGCGCCGCGCUGCCGGCGAAGAAGAGGGACGUCGCCGCGGUCGAGACGACGGCGGCGGCGGCGGCGCCCGUCGGCGAAGUCGACGACGCCGCGACCGUGACGAGCGCGCUCGCGGCGCUCGUCAACGUCCUCGUCGAGCCCGCCGCGCGCGCGUCCGCGGCUAAAGCGAAGGCUGCGACGCACGUCCUCCCCCUCCUCGGCGUGGCGUCGCCUCCGUCGAUCCCGGCGAGGGCGGCGGCGGCGUUGGCGCGACUCGCGCGAGAGCCGACGUGCGCCGUCGCGAUGCUCGCGAACGACGGCGCGGGCGGCGCCGCCGCGGUCGCCGCGUUCGCGCGAUCGAUACUCGACGGCGGCGGCGUGAAGAAUCUCGACGCGGAGACGGGCGGCGCGCUGGAGUCCGCGGUGAGGGUCCUCGCGGUUCUCGCGUCGGGCGCGUCCGCGGAGGGACGCGUCGCGAUGUGCGCGUGCGCGGCUGGCGUGCUCGUGCGCGCGGUGAGCGCGGACGACGCGAGCGACGGCGUCGUCGGGAACGCGGCUCUCGCGCUCGCGGACGUCGCGAAAGAGCCGUCUCUGCUCGCGAAGAUCGCGGAGUUGAAACCCGUGACGCCGCUCCUCGCGGCGUGUCACCGGCGCGCGGGCGCGGCUCAGAAAAACGCCGCCAUCGCGUGCGCUCGGCUCGCGAUUCACCCGCCGAUGCUCGAGAUCUUGAAAGAGAACAACGGCCUCGAGCUCAUUUACCGAUACGUCAAACCCUAG